This is a messenger RNA of Cordyceps militaris CM01, 2076 nucleotides long. RefSeq names its product fungal specific transcription factor, putative. The coding region runs from base 1 to 2076 and encodes 691 amino acids. The transcript is spliced from 2 exons. Gene Ontology annotation, biological process: DNA-templated transcription. Gene Ontology annotation, molecular function: zinc ion binding; DNA binding. NCBI's taxonomy places the organism in Eukaryota, Fungi, Ascomycota, Sordariomycetes, Hypocreales, Cordycipitaceae. The record is from RefSeq and is a predicted model, not a curated record.
AUGUCUGCCCAACCUCGGCCGCCGCCCACCACGGCCCUAUUCCCUCCCAUCGAGGUGGGCUCGUUUGUCUCGCGCCGCCGCGACAAGUCCGAGUUCAUCGGCAGCGCGAGCGGCGUCUUCUUCCUCAACACGGUGUUUCGGGCGUUUGCCGCCUCGUCCACGCGGGAUCCGGGCUCGUUCCACAGCCUGCACGCGCCGCACGACGAGCAGCCGGCGGCGGCCGACGGCGAUGUGCUCCUCCAGUUGAUCAGCUCGCCCACCAGCAUCCCAUCGGACGCCUCGCUCGGUCCGUCGUAUGAGGUGCAGAUCCCGGGACUCGGCGCGCCGCCGACGCCGGCCGUGGCCAAGAAGCUGCUCAUGAUGUAUUUUCGCAAGUGGCAUCCCAUCUUUCCCUUUUUGCAUGGUCCGACGUUCUUUGAGCAGGUCAAUCGAUUCUACUCUGCCCAACCACCCGGCAACCCGAGUCGAGGCUCUGAAACGUUGAGAGAGAAGCUCUGCCGCGCCGUCUGCUUCCAAUGCGUGUGGAACAUUGCAGCCACCGAUGAUGACGAGCAGCUUUUGGAGCCUCGCUGCUGCAUCACCUCGCCUGCUGUCCUGACCAGCCUGCUCGGCAUCAUCGCCGGCGAGCAGGACAUGUACACGCUUCAGGUCCUCCUGGCGAUGGAGCUGUACCUCGUCGUCCGCAUGUCGUCGCGGGCUGCGUCCACGGUCCACGGCGCGCUGACCCGGAUCCUCUACCAAGCCGGCCUGCACCGAUGUCCGUUCCGGUACUUGCAGCUGCCCAAGGACGUGCUUGUAAUUCGGCAGAGAAUAUGGUGGUGCUCGUAUGUACUGGAUCGCCAUCUCAGCCUCUCGCUAGGGCACCCCGUGGCUGUGAGCGACGAAGAGGUCGAUGUCUGCAUACCGGGCAUGCCAGAACUUCAUAAUCCAGUCGGGCAUGACCGCCAGGCUUCGACCACUACUGAUGGCGACGAGGUUCGUGCGCAUCUUCCCAGCAACCAUGCAUCAUUCCUGCGCGAAAGCGGCACCGCAAGCGCAACCCCUACACCCAAUUCCCAAAACUUUGGUGCGCACAGCCCGUCGCAUCUUCACAAAACCCGUCCUGAAGAAGCCCCUACCCUUGUUCUCGGAUAUGUAGUCACGUACUCGCAGUUGCUGGGCGCAGCUCUCCGGCUGUUUCAUUCAUCAAUACAUAGCAGAUCAAUCAUGUUGGACAAGGUUCUCGACAUGACGGCACGAAUCCACGCAUGGUGGAACAGCUUGCCGUCUUCCUUGCAAGAUGAGGAUACGACUGGGUCACAGUCACCCUACGGUGCCUUCUUUGCCGUCCUGUACCACCACCUUGUCCUCUUCGUGAACCGGCCCUUCCUCUCACUACCCACAGACCGAGAAGAUUUCCGGUCUUCCUUGCAGGUAGCAUUGAAUGCAAGCCGCUCCAUUAUUCGACAGCUCCGCACAAGUUCAAAAGGCUCGCUAGUCUUGGCUUGGCCGGGCGCUCUCUCUGCCAUUUGGAUGGCUGGUCUUGUAGUGGCUUAUGCAAGUCUGCUCAAGAUAUAUCCACUUCCAAAGGGCAUCUUGGACAUUCAGCACAGCAUAUCUGUCCUUGACAGUAUGGGUAGUACAUGGCCUAGUGCAAGUCACUGCCGCGACACUCUAAAGUUGAUGCUCGACCAACUGUCUUCCGAGCCUUGCCACUUGCCAAAGCGUGCACACCAAACACCACAGAAUAUAAUCGGCGAAGAUUCUCCCAACGAUGGUGCAAAUUCCGAGGCCCCUUUCGAUACAUCAGAAGCCCCAAGCAAACGCCGAAAGCAAGACAGCCACGACGCAACGCACACGCCCCUCUAUCCAAGCGCAGAACCUGCCUUGCACCCUACACUGGAGUCAUCCUACAUGUGGCAGCCAGUGCUGGAGUAUACCGGGCCUGAUUUCGGGUUUGACGCGAACCCGUUUUGUCGCCAGGAUGCGUGGCAAGAGUUUCUGGUACAGGGGCUCAACCCCGGGUUGUCGGGGCUUCUGUACGACAAUACCGGCUGGGACUCGUACGUCAAGACCUUUGGAGAUCGUUUGGGCUAG